Kwoniella mangroviensis CBS 8507 is the source of this 264-nucleotide messenger RNA. RefSeq lists its product as uncharacterized. The record is from RefSeq and is a predicted model, not a curated record. The transcript has a single exon. Bases 1 to 264 code for a protein of 87 amino acids. NCBI's taxonomy places the organism in Eukaryota, Fungi, Basidiomycota, Tremellomycetes, Tremellales, Cryptococcaceae.
AUGGUACUUUCCAUAACCACCACGCAAUAUACGGAAACGCACACGACCACCGUCAAUGGGCAUGUACAUACCAGAGAAGAAACCACCAAGAUCAUAGUGAUUGAACCCGAACAUACAGUCAAACCUAGAAGUGGAAAUAUGAAUAGGCAAUCGAUAUGGAAUCAAGAUAGGUGGAUGGACAAGAUGAAUGAUCGUCAGAGGAUAGCUGUGGUGGUUGCAUUGUGGGCAUUGUGGAUUAGGUAUCUAUGGUGGGCAUUUGGAUGA